Molecule: messenger RNA, 1873 nt
Organism: Miniopterus natalensis
Lineage: Eukaryota; Metazoa; Chordata; Mammalia; Chiroptera; Miniopteridae
Source: RefSeq, a predicted model, not a curated record
GAGGGAUUGCCUUUUAAAAUGGUUGAUAGAUUUCAAUGUAUACUGUCAUUGAUGGCCACUUAUUAUACUUUGUAAUUUAAGGACUUCAUGAGACCUUAUAUUAAAUCUGCAGAUUGACCCUUCCUGGAAGAAUUGUAGAGAAUGGGAGUGAACAUGGGUCCUAUGAUGCAGAUAAAGGAAUUUUUACCAUUCAGUUGCCCAAAGAAACUCCUGGCCAGCAUUUUGAGGGGUUGAACAUGUUAACUGCGCUUCUGGCACCAAGAAAAUCCAGGACUGCAAAACCACUUGUGGAGGAAAUAGGUGCUUCUGAGGGAGGAGUAGAAGAUGAUGACGAAGACUUUGAUUGGGAAAUUGAACAGUCCCCCUAUGAAGAGGUAUCAGAAAGUGCUCUGAACCUGCAGAGCCGCUAUGGAUUUGGAGGCCUACGAUCAGGAGUAUUUCAGCGAUUACAGGAAGAAUUCAGUGAAAUCAUUGAUAUUAAGGAUCCAGAUUUUACUCCUGCAGCUGCACGAAGGCAGAAACGCCUGGCUGCUGAGCUGGCCAAAUUUGAUCCUGAUCAUUAUCUAGCCGACUUUUUUGAAGAUGAGACAGUUGAACAGGUUUUGAAGUAUAAUCCUUGGUGGACUGAUACACAUUCAAAAAUGAUGACCUUUAUGGGAAAGAGUCAGGAGCAAGAAAAUCAUGCUGCAUUAGUAUCUUUUUCUGAAGAAGAGAAAUAUCAGCUGCGAAAAUUUGUCCAUAAAUCUUACCUGCUGGACAAGAGAGCCCGCAGUGAAGUGUACUACAGCCUGAUUGAUAUCCUUCUGGCGUAUUGCUAUGAAACUCGUGUCAGUGAAGGAGACAAGAACGUUGAAUCUGCAUGGAAUAUCAGAAAACUGAGUCCAACACUGUGCUGGUUUGAGACUUGGACUAAUGUUCGUGAAGUCCUCGUGUCUUUUGGAAGAAGAGUUUUGUGCUACCCACUUUACCGCCAUUUCAAGCUGGUGGUGGAAGCCUGCAGAGACACUAUAAAGAUCCUGCAACUAGGUAAAAGUGCAGUUUUAAAGUGUCUACUGGAUAUUCACAAAAUUUUUCAGGAAAGCGACCCAGCUUACAUCUUAAAUGAUCUCUACAUCUCAGACUACUGUGUGUGGAUUCAGAAAGCCAAGUCCAAAAAGUUGGCAACUCUUGCAGAAGCCUUGAAAGAAGUAUCCCUGACGAAGGCCCAGCUGGGAUUAGAAGUGGAAGAGCUGGAAGCAGCAGCUCUUCUCGUUCAGGAGGAAGAAGCUGCAUUGAAAGCAAUCCAUUCCGUUCCCAGGCAGCGGAUACCUUCCUCCAGCUCUGAGGCAAGUGGUUCACAGGAGUCGGACAGCAGCACAUCACCUGAGACUGCAGACUCAGGCUCAGAGGCUGAGGAGCUCAAAGACAGUGAAUCUGAGAGAGUCAGUUCCUUGCAAGGUCCCUGCCUUGACGAAAGCAGUGCCCUGUUCAUUGAUGGCGGAGGGCUGUGCAGAAGUUCAGCUAUCCUGAGGGCUAGCGUUGGUCAGGGAGAGCCACUGCCCUCUUCCCGGGCUCCUGGAGCAGCUAGGCCUCUGAUAGAGGAGCUCGGAGGACAACUGAAGACUACCCUUCAGAUUUCCAGACCCGAGGGCUCCGCUGCUGGGAGCCACAGCAGCGCCCAGAGCAGAGACGACUGCCAGGCUCCAAAUGAUGGACUCUGAGUGGUGUUAUUCAUUGUUGAGAAUUAUGUUAGAUUUGGUUUUAUUUACUGACUGAGAAUUCUUCAUUUUUACUUUGUACUUAGUGUAUACAACAUUGUUUUUCAGUGAGCUAAUGUUGAUAACUUUUAGUUUUCUUCCUGCAACUUUAAAAAUAAAGUUCUAAAGUACUUUUA